This is a messenger RNA of Acanthochromis polyacanthus (spiny chromis), 9786 nucleotides long. RefSeq names its product nuclear receptor binding SET domain protein 3 (gene nsd3). The record is from RefSeq and is a predicted model, not a curated record. Gene Ontology annotation, cellular component: nucleus; chromatin. Gene Ontology annotation, biological process: regulation of DNA-templated transcription. NCBI's taxonomy places the organism in Eukaryota, Metazoa, Chordata, Actinopteri, Pomacentridae. Gene Ontology annotation, molecular function: protein binding; histone H3K36 methyltransferase activity. The transcript has 25 exons. Bases 630 to 5459 code for a protein of 1609 amino acids.
GUUUAAUGCCCUGCUCCUGUGCUGUGUGGUGUUUUUUUCUUCUCCAAUUAAAGUCAUAGACAGUGGUGGAAAGUCUGCGCCCUGACAAGUAAACUACACAUCCCGGAGUGCCUCUGUUGACCCCUGCAGCCCGCAUCUGUGCGAUUUGGCGCUGAGCUGGAGGACCGAGCGGGGCCUUAAAAGAAGAAGAAGAAGAAGAAGAAGAAAGAAAAAGGAGCAGCGCUGCUUUUGUUGAACCGGAGCAAGAGGGAGCUAGAGAUUAUUAGUGUUAUUAAGAAGAAGAAGACAAGGAAGAAUUGGACGUGUCUGUCUCCAGCGGACCUAAAACAGCUCGGGUCCUUUGCACUGACGAAGAGCCCAGCUUUGGGAUUGGGUAGCGACCAGAUAGCGUAACACCCCCUCCUCCUCUCUGUGGAGAAUUGCGUUAAAACGAAAAAGGAAAGGCCUGAGCUUUAUCAAUAUCACAGGAUUAUUUUUUUAUUUUUUUCAUUUUCCCCCCAUUCUACCCCCCCUUUUCCACCACUAUAGAUUAAACGAGGAGACGUUGCUGGCUGGUGUAUGUGUUUAGAAUGGGACACGCUGAAGGUCCAGUCAAAGAAAAAGACAGUUAAGGAUGCAGGAGCCCAACAAUGGAUUUCUCCUUCUCUUUCAUGCAAGGGAUCAUGGGAAAUACAAUUCAGCAACCCCCUCAGCUCAUUGACUCAGCCAACAUCAGACAGGAAGGCACCUGCGACACCGGCAGUGACCCGGGUGAGGAUGGUGGUCCCUCCUAUGAUGCUGCCCUGGAUGCAGAGUUUCCUUACCCGCCGUCAGCCUCGGAGGACAUGCCGCAGGUCCCCAAUGGCUACCCGUCUGGUCUGGGCAUGUACGAGCCGCAGGCCAAGUUCUCUAUGUACUCACAGUUCCCCAACGGCUCAGCCAACGGCUAUGGGGCCAUACGGAGCUACGGAGAUCACGGCCUCAUGCCAGGCGAGGGCACGGUCCUGAGAGGCCCCGGUCUCCAGGAGAGACCCCUGUCCCCCGUGUCUCCCCCGCUGCCCACACAUCACCCGCAUCUCCACCACCACCACCAUCACCCGCAUCACCACCACCAUGCACACCACUUCCACUCAAACCCGCCUCACAUUCAAACCCACUCGCACCCGCAGAGCCCUCCACCGCAGCCGCUGCCCUCCCAGCACCACCUGCCCCAGACGCCUCACAUCAUGACCCACAACCUGCCCCCGCCUCCCCCCUUACACCUGCCUUCCUCCAGUCCUCCCCCCUCCCUCGUGGACAGCACGCCCUCAUCUCAACCCGCCCACGCCCCGUCCAUGACCCCCGGUGGGGUGCUGAAGAAAACCAGCUCUCCGGAGAUCAAGUUGAAGAUCAUCAAGACGUACCAGAAUGGAAAAGAGCUGUUUGAAUCUGCGCUGUGUGGAGACCUGCUGCAAGAACUGCAGAAGGAGUCUCAGAAGAACGAGGCCGCUCAGAUGCAGCGCAGACAUGAGAGGAAGAAGGAGAAGAGGAAAAAGAGUGCGAGGCUGCAGCUGCAGGUCCAGGAACAGAGCCUGGAGUCGAGCCAAACGCAGGCAGGUACCACGGGCCAGACGGAGGACACCCACGUCCAGCCUCAGCCGAAAGAAACGCCGCCGGCCCAGACAGAGAAGCCUCAGAAGACCGUUAUCAAAACUGAACCAAAGACGCCGAAGGUUCCGAAGGUCCAUCAUCCGUCAGUGAUCCAAGAGACGGGUUUCUGUAAGGAGUUUGUAAUUGGAGACCUGGUGUGGUCCAAGGUGGGCACUUACCCCUGGUGGCCCUGCAUGGUCUCCUCUGACCCACAGAUGAAGGUCCACACUCGCAUCAACACCAGAGGCCACAGGGAGUAUCACGUCCAGUUCUUUGGCAGCGUCGCUGAGCGAGCGUGGAUCCAUGAGAAGAGGAUAGUCAUAUACCAGGGGAAGCAACAGUUUGAUGAGCUUCAGGCCGACACUCUGCGCAAAACCACAAACCAAGUAGAGAGGAGCAAACUUCUGAAGCCGAUCCCUCAGCGUGAGCGCACUCAAUGGGAAGUGGGUGUGGGCCACGCCGAGGAUGCCUUCGUCAUGACACGGCAGGAGCGAAUUGACAAUUACACCUUCAUCUACGUCGACCCAGACCCCGCCGAAGCCCCGCCUAGCAAGAAACCCAACAUCAGAGCUGAGAAACGAAGCCGACGCUCCAGCGGCUCCAUCAGCUCUGUUGGUAAAAAGGAGGAUGCACGUGUGAAGUCACCAGACAGAGAGCAGCCGCCGCGAAGGCAGCUGCCACGGAGACAGUGCAGUGUUACAAACACAGACGACAACGCAAACUCCCAGGCCUCAAGCGAAGAGAAGAACCAGAGGGGGGACCAACGUAAGAGCAGCUCGCCGAAACAGAAUGCCGGCUGCGAUGCACGAACACGGCAGGACUCGCCACCUCCGGUCAGGGCGUGGAAAACAGCAGCUGCUAGGAAGCUGCUGCCUCUCUCCAUCACCAUGAAGAGGCUGAAUGUGGAGAUCACAAAGUGUGACUGGCCUCUCCUGCAGAAAAAAGCUGCUCCAUCUCCAAAGAAGGACAAAGAAGAAGAGAACGAGGAGCGAGUGGAGAGAGAGGCCAGGCAGCCCGACCUGGGAUACUGCUCACCUGAGCAGGACAGCAGAGCUAAACCUGAGCCCAGUCCAGAGGAGGAGGAAGACGGGGAUGAAGGGGAGGAAGAGGGGGAGGAGAGGAGAGGCUCCCCUGCUAGUCGGAGGAGCGAGGAGGGAGGGAUGCAGCAGACCUCUUCUCCUGGAUCACACCACAGUAGUCCUCAUGGUUCUCAGGAGAGGAAGCUGCAGCGGCGGUCGGUCAGGAGCAGAUCUGAGUCAGAGAGAGGCACAGAUCCCAUCCCUAAGAAGAAAACCAAAAAGGAACAGGCUGAGAUGGCUCCAGAAACCACGCUGAGGACGGGUUCACAGAAAGGAGCCAGUGAGAUCUCGGAUGCGUGCAAGCCUCUGAAGAAGCGAAGCAGAGCGUCAACAGAUGUGGAGAUGGCUUCAUCUCAGUACAGAGACACGUCUGAUUCGGACUCAAGAGGCCUCAACGAUCCACAGAGUUUAUUCGGGAAGAGUCUUGACAGUCCAGCAGCAGCAGAUGCAGACGCUUCAGACACUCAGUCGGUGGACUCCGGUUUAUCCCGUCAGGACAGCAGCACUGGGAAGAGAGACACCGUGUGCCAGAUCUGUGAGGUGUAUGGCGAAGGUUUGGUGGUGUGUGAAGGUGAAUGCAGCAGACAGUUUCACCUGGAGUGUCUUGGUUUGUCGUCCCCACCUGAAGGCAGAUUCACCUGCCUGGAAUGUAGAAAUGGCAAUCAUCCUUGUUUUAGCUGUAAAGCAGCGGGCCGGGAGGUGACCCGCUGCUCUGUGUCUGGAUGUGGUUGUUACUACCAUGAGGAUUGUGUGCGUAAACUCCCGGGCGCCACCAGCAGCUCCGGUGGAGGCUUCACCUGCCCUCAGCACAGCUGCUCAACCUGCUGCCUGGAGAGGGACCUGCAGCGAGCCAGUAAAGGUCGCUUGAUUCGCUGUAUCCGCUGUCCGUUGGCGUAUCACACGGGCGACAGCUGCGUGGCGGCGGGCAGCGUCAUCAUCACCCAUCACAUCAUGAUCUGCAGCAACCACGGCAGCGCCAAAAGGAACGGCCUCCUCAGCUCCCCGGUCAACGUGGGAUGGUGCUUUUUAUGUGCCAGAGGGCUGUUAGUGCAAGACCUUACUGACACCAUAUUAAGUUCAUAUGCCUAUAAGUCCCACUACCUUCUGACUGAGUCAAAUCGUGCUGAGUUGAAAUUACCUAUGAUUCCCUCUCCUUCGUCAGCUACCAAAAAGAAUGUUGGGAAAGGAGGCAAGUUGCUGUGCUGCGACUCAUGCCCGGCUUCCUUCCACCCGGAGUGUCUGGAGAUGGAGAUGCCGGAGGGCUCGUGGUCCUGCAGUGAUUGCAGGGCAGGGAAGAAACCUCACUACAAACAAAUUGUCUGGGUCAAACUGGGCAACUACAGGUGGUGGCCAGCAGAGAUCUGCAACCCUCGCUUGGUACCAUCAAACAUUCAGAGCCUUCGCCACGAUAUCGGUGACUUCCCCGUCUUCUUCUUCGGCUCCCACGACUACUACUGGAUCAACCAGGGCCGCGUCUUCCCCUACGUGGAGAACGACAAGAACUUUGUCACGGGUCAGAUCAACAUCAACAAAACCUUCAAGAAAGCUCUGGAGGAAGCAGCCCGACGCUUUCAGGAGCUGAAGGCACAGAGGGAGAGCAGGGAGGCUUUAGAGCAGGAGCGCAACUCUCGCAAACCUCCACCGUACAAAUUCAUCAAGUCCAACAAGCCAGUGGGGAAAGUGCAGAUGCACAUAGCCGAUUUGUCAGAAAUCCCACGAUGCAACUGCAGAUCAACAGAUGAGCAUCCCUGCAGCCUCGACUCACAGUGUCUCAACCGCAUGCUGCAGUACGAGUGUCACCCACAGGUGUGUCCCUCAGGAGACAACUGUGAGAAUCAGUGUUUCUCCAAGCGGCUUUACGCAGAAACCGAGGUCAUAAAGACAGACGGGCGUGGCUGGGGCCUCAGGACGAACCAGGCUCUUAGGAAGGGCGACUUUGUGACGGAGUACGUGGGAGAGGUGAUCGACUCAGAGGAGUGCCAGCAGCGAAUCAAACGCGCCCAUGAGAACCAUGUGACCAACUUCUAUAUGCUCACCCUCACCAAGGAUCGUGUGAUAGACGCCGGCCCAAAAGGGAACUCGGCCCGGUUUAUGAACCACAGCUGCAGCCCAAACUGUGAAACCCAGAAGUGGACGGUAAACGGUGACGUUCGCAUCGGACUCUUCACCCUCUGUGAUAUCGAGGCCGGCACAGAGCUGACGUUCAACUACAACCUGCACUGUGUGGGCAACAGGAGGACGUCCUGUCACUGUGGAUCAGACAACUGCUCCGGAUUCCUCGGGGUGCAGCCAACGAGCGCUGUGGUGAUGGAGAAAGAGGAGAAGGCCAGAAACGCCAAGCUGAAGCCGAAGAAGCGGAAGAUGAGGAUGGAAGGCAAACACACUCAUGAGUACUUCUGUUUCUGCUGUGGAGAAGGAGGAGAGCUGGUGAUGUGCGACAGGAAGGACUGUCCGAAAGCGUAUCACCUGCUGUGUCUCAACCUCACCAAGCCGCCAUACGGACGCUGGGAAUGCCCGUGGCAUGACUGCAGCGUCUGUGGUGCUCCGGCUUCGUCCUUCUGUGACUUCUGCCCUCGAUCGUUCUGCCGGGACCACGAGGCGGGAGCGCUCACCGCCUCCUCCCUGGAAGACCGCCCCUGCUGUUCCAGCCACAACCCUCUUAGUCCGCUGGGCUCCAGCUCCAGCUCGACCCAGCCUCGCCGCUCCACCAUGAGCCCCGCCAGGGUCAAAGAGGAGCCGGAGCCGGAGUCGGGCCAGUCGGCCACCGAGUGACGCCGCAACUCCCUCAAUACCUCAUUCCCUGCACGGUGCCCGGCGCUCCCACCUCCGACAUGAAGCAGCGCACCACUAAAGGGAAUACAGUGCUUUUUGACCAGUGCGACGGCCGCCAUCCAGAGCCGAGACUCACUGACGAACACCUCGAUGCCGUUUGUGGCGAGAGCAGAGUGGAUGGAGCAACAGCAGCGGGAGUGACCAGGCAUCAUCGUGCGGCGUUUUCCCUCCUCUUGCCAUAAAAACACACCACUACUUACUCUGCAGCUCGCCUGCGCCCAGCGGAGGGCCCAGACCACAACCUCAUUAUGUUUUCUUUUUUUUAAAUUGUUUUUACAGCUGUGGAAAUUUUAAGUGUUGUCGUCACGUCGUCAAUUACCGGCACUUUGAAGAACUCAGCGAGCGAGGUGGAGGGAGGCGAAGGGAGGAGGACGAGGAGGAGACGUAGAGCCGAACCUCUCCACCGUCAUGCUGCUCCUCUCCUUGUUUACCUGCUGUAAGCUGUGGUCGACAUCUCUCACACAGGACGGCUUCACGAUGGAGGCGAGCCAGCUUUACUCCAUCGCUCCUGGCGUGAUCCGUCAUCCUAUUUAUCUCUUUUUCUUCUCGGAGAAAAAGGAGCAGGGAGGGAGUCGGGGAGGGGAAGGGGAAGGGAGGGAAAUGACCGAUUUUGUGCAAUUUUUUUCAGGACCACACUACAUUCCAACCUUCCUUAAACAUGGUUUUAAUAUACUUAUGGGUAUAGAUGAAUAUAAUUAUAUACAGUAUCUAUGUUUGUUAAUGUUUACAGACAGAUUCUCUCACUUCAUCUCGGUGAGUGGUGUAUUAUGUUUGUUUGUUUAGGUGUUGAACAUUACGCAGACCUCCUUGUGAAAAUAGUCCUAUUAAGGUGAAAUAUAAUGGUAUAUAGUGUAAUGGUAUGACAUUACAGAAGUACUUGUGAUUUUCAUAUUGCCAGUCUCACUUGCCAUUGUGUACAUAAUUGGCUCACAAUAUUGUAAAGAACUUAAAGAUCAGGAGCGGCGGCGGGAAAAAAAACGCCUCUCCGGUUUGUUCCUGAAAGAAGGAAACGCUUUUUUAAAACGACAAGACAGAUCCUUUUUUUUUUUUUUUAAUUUUAUUUUGAAAUUUCACAUUUCGUCCGAGUGUUUCCUAUCAUUUGUAUAGCAGAUUGAGGGGCCCAGCUUGUGAUCACUGGUGCUGUCUUAAAGUGUUGUUAACAAGCCUUAAGUUGGGUUUUGGCUGUAGUAACUACUGCCCAGAUGCAGUCCAUUUCAGUGAGUUCAUUUCAGUUGUGUACUGUGACGGCUUCUUUAGUUGUUUUUUUUGUUUUGUUUUGCCAGACUUUUCUGAAAAAGCACUUUCACACGGCUCGUCGCUACACGGUUUAGCUAGGUCAUACAUCUACAGAAAUGUAUACUAAAAGAACAUACGACAAGUGUUUCAAAAAUGGAUACCUCUUUUUCUCGUAGUGACGUUGGAAUUUGAACUGUGUUGUAACUUUUGUUGCCUCUAGGUCAGAAACAUGGUGAGUGCUGGGUGUGCUUUUGUUUCUUUUAACUUGAGUUUUUCCUUUUUUUUUCUUUGAGGAAAGUGGCCUAAAAUGCUGUGUUUUUUGUUUCGUUGGCACAAGUAGGAAUGACUGCCAGCCCAGCUUCGUAUGGAAAAAAAGUCCUCGGUGUCUUCUGGAGGCACUUCUUCUUCUUCUUCUACUUCUACUUCUUCGUCUUCUACUUCUACUAUUUCUUCGUUUUCCACCUGGAGAAAAAUCCUCAAGGCUGGGCUUUCUAAGAAGACAUAACGGCGUAACAACAGUCCAGUCCAGUUUAAUGUACAAAAUACAAACUCCUGUACAGUGUUUUUAAUCGCUCAUCUGUCAAAUCCAAAUUUUUUGUAUUUAUUGCACCGCAUUUUAUACCAAUUUCUUUUUCAGACACCAGUGCAGUACUUUUGUCUCCCUCUUCACCACGGUGUAAGUGAAAUAGACUAUUUAAAAAAACAUGGGGAGUUUUACAUAAUAUACCUGUAUUUAGUCCUAUUUUCCUUUUUGUUUUUUUUUACAUUUGGUGUAAUGAUUCCACAUUUGGUAACCGCCGCAGCUCAUCGGCGUGUCGUGACUCACUAAUAAUUGGUGUUAAAAGCAGUUCAGUAUUGGAAUGUAAAGUUUCUGUUUCAGACUCAAGCGAUCGUCACAGGAGGAAGCUUUUCUGUCAUCAUGCCUCAGCUUUUUGCUUGCGAUUUGUGCUUUUUUUUUCAUGUUUUUUGCCCUCAAAAGAUGCUUUUUUUGUAAGCCUUCCACGGUGGUUGGUGUCAAAAGUUGAGAAACAGGGUUAAACAGUGCCAAUGUUUCCAAAUCUGUUCAAUUCUUUUUUAUUGUCUCCUUGAAUGCAAACAGUAGAUGCACACGAUGGCCUGUUUAUUUUGUUGAACUCGUAGUAAAUCCUUCAGGAAGGUUGUAGUUUUUAGUUUUCAGAAGAUGCUGUUGAGCUGCCAGGUGUUUUUAUUACUUCUGCCAUCUAGUAAAUAACAGAAAUGCUUCGAAAUUCAAACUGCCGCCUCUGAAAUGACUCCAAACGCCACUCAAGAAACAAAAUCUUUACGCUUUCUGAAGGGUUUAUUGCAGGACUGCUGUAUUAGAGCUGCUUUAACCUGUUAAACUGGCAGCUGAAUGUUAAUCAUAAAGCAGAAAAAUCCAAAAGGGGGGGGGGGGGGAGCGAUGCGAGCCCCUGAAUGCAGAAAAGUAAUAAAGUUCUCGACAUUCUUUAAGCUAUAAACUUCAAUUAGACCGUUAAAAAUACUCAACCUCACACAUAUUUGUCGUUUGUCCUCUUAAAAGUGGUCUAGAAUCUAUAAAUAUGCAAAUUUUCCUCAUUUCAAAGUCCACUUUUGGUGCAGUGGAACCUUAAAAUUGCCACAUCAAACAUGUGUAAGUUGCAUAUUAGACCAUGAGUUGGGACUUAAACUAACAUUUAACUUCAAAUGUCAAUAAUAAUAAAUAAAAUCACACGUUUGAGUGAAGGAAACUUUAAUAUCCUAAAUAUGCACAGCACAGGUGCUUAAUCGCAUAAAGGGUCCAGAAAAAGAACUCCUGCUUCUUUUCUGUGAGCUUUUUGCCUUUAAACGUCAGUAUUUAUGCACAAAUAUAGUUUUUGUCACUAUUCAGCAGCUCUUCCUCCUUUAUUCUAUCCGUCGUUUUUUGUGGACUCCUGAAAAACAAACGUUAUUUUGUGUAAUCAGGUGGGUGCAUCAUCUUAGAUGCACUUGUACUCAAAACGGUCAUCUACACUUGAAUAUUCUUUGUGUUUUAAUUUAUUACUGUGUUGUUUUUAAGGCAUCCCUGACUCUUGUUGCUUCGAUAAACACGACUUGUGAUGACAUAGCUGGUCUUACAGCCUUUGUUUUAUUCUGAAGGUGGCUGUUGUUCAGCUGAAUUGCAUGCUCCUGACACCAGACAGUGAUUUAAUGCCAAUGUUUUUAUUUUGUUUUAUGUUUUUCUUACCAUAUUGCACAGAGAUUCAGUAAAACCGAACAGCCUUUAUUUUUCUUUGCACCUACAGAUCGCAUGACCACGAUCGUUUCCUUUGUGCCAGUUUGUCGCCCUUCUCAGCUGAUUCAGCAGCAGUAUUACUCAUUGAAGUGUCCCCUUUUCAACAGCUAUCUGAUGUUUGUUGUUGCCCACGUUUGUUUGUUUUUGUUUGAAGAGACAGCAUGUUUGUUCUCGUUUAAGUGACCCCUUAAACAUUGUUUCACUUAAAUUUUGGAUGGACCACCCCUUUUUCGUUUGUCAAAGGGCAUGUUUCAGUUCACCGUGACGUCUUUUUUUUUGUUUGUUUUGUUUUUUGUGCAAUGUUGCCGACUGUCAUUGAGUUUUUAGUUGACAUGCUGUCGGGCAGUGAUGGAAUAAAGAAAUAAAUUCACCUUCAUAAGCACUCAUCUCUUUUUACUUGUAGUAAAAUUGCUUACAGUAACUCUAACUGGGGUCAUAUCUAUCUCUCUUGGUGUUGCUUCGAUUAAAAACGUGGAUGAACACAAAAUGCCAUGUUGAUUACUGUUCAACCUGUGUUACUGCAUACUACAUAUUGUUGAAGAACCUGUAAAUAGUUUGCAUUGAACUUGCAUAGGAUCAUGUUACUGUGGCGUGCUCUUUUUGCCUGUACAAUUCUGCUUCUAAAUGUGUGUGACUGUUGAGACGACACUCUUUUUGUACAUGACUGUCUUUUUAUUUGAGAAUAUUGAUUCUGUCCUUUUUCAUUCUAAAGUUGAGUUUGAAGAGUUCAGACAUGCCUGAAGUUUGACUUUAAUAAAGCUGUACUCUGUCUCAGUGAAA